GAUGACCAGUUCUCGUCAACAACAUUCUCUCCUUCGCUGUGGCCCACUAUUUCUCCUGUGACGAAUGCGAGCUCCGAUCACUUCGGAUAUAACUGGGGCACGUCGACCACUGCAGUGGACACGAGCCUGCCACCUUCUAGGAUGAAGUACAGGCCUUUGUCGUGGCGGACCACAUUAUGUAGACACUUCUUGAAGAGUCGUGGUUGGUGCCCUCUAGGCGAGGACUGUAACUAUAUACACGAUCUCACGCUGGCAGAAUUCGCGAAGAAUGACGUGCGGUUCUCACGUCGGGGUCCAUCGUCGACGGCAACCGCGAAGCGCAACGAACGCGGUAAGGCCGGUAGUAAACAUAGCCACUGCUGGGCCUACAUCCAGGGCCUGUGCCACGUCCAAGACUGCCAAUAUCUGCAUCCGGUUGCGGCUCAUAUGUUUGCAGCGCACACACCCUGCCUUGCUUGGCCUAACUGCCGUCGAGGACCGCUUUGCCCAUAUAAGCAUCCCGAGCCGUACAUCUCCAGCUCGCCUCAAGCAUCACCCGUCCAGCAUUAUACGGCCAUCCACCCUCCUCCUUCGCAGCCUGAUACUGUUCCUCGCGGAGCGAUGCUGCACAACGGUAUGUUCUACUUCAACGUUGGGCAGCCGCAGCCGAUGGCCCCCUCUAUCCCCCAGCCUCCCGCGCCCCCACUGUCCGGACCACAGCCACCCGUGGUUUUCACGAACCCUUGGGAGACAUGGCCAAUACCUUUCACGCCCCCCGCGGGCAUGACAUUUACGCCUUUCGCCUUCAACCCCCCGACGUGGCAGGGAGUCGUGCCAGUGGGCCUGGCGGACUCGGGCGCCGGUCAACAACCUAUGUUCUCCCCUGUUGCUGGACCUCAGCCUACGUUCGACCUCGCGUUCGGAGAACCUCGGCCAAGGCAGUCCAUGGAACGACCGCCGAAUCACCCCUUCCGUCCAGCGGAGGUGUCCGCAACGCAGAGGACGUCUUCAUUUUCCGUCGCAGCGGCCCCUCCUGCACCUGAAACCGAGUUUCCGUACGUGCCGCCGAAGAACCAGCGCGUGGGACACGCGCGGCGAGUGAGUGUCACCAUCAAGAGUAAAGAGGACCUCGACGCGCUCGGGCUAGACAGCAGCAGCUCUCACGGGAGGCUGCCGUGGCAGACACACGCUGACCGUGUCGCGCGCAGAAGCUGGGCGCCGUCGUCGUCGUCCUUCCGCACCGCCCAAGCAACUCCACCGCCGGUCCUCUAUGGCUUGUAAAUGAUAGCACGUAUAGCGUGCGUUAAGCGGUGUUCGUCGUCUCGCCAUCGUCACAUUCCACCGCCUUGGUCCCUUCUGCCUUAUCAAUCUCACUGGGCGGAAUUGGACACUAGUCAUCGUUAUCUCCAACCUACGAUCCCUCUGCUCCCAUCUACAACGUUCCCACCUGGAUAUUCGGAUACCAUAAUAGCGUUACAACGUUCCUCACGCCCUCAUCUGAUACACGCCGUUAUGAUGUUCUUAACGAACCUCCCGUCCAUUCCUUGUUGACCUACUCUCUUUCCUCAGCCUGCUAUGCGCGCGUUUCCUUUCGGAAUAAACCGUCCUCCCGUACAUCAGAUCAUCUCAUGGACUCUGCAAUCUGCAAUUGUACUAGUUGCAUCCUGUUGUUGUACCCGUCAUUCAUUGUACAAUUGCGCACCACUGUUGCAUACCAUUCCAAUGAUACCUCA
Messenger RNA from Dichomitus squalens LYAD-421 SS1, 1712 nucleotides. RefSeq lists its product as uncharacterized. The record is from RefSeq and is a predicted model, not a curated record. Gene Ontology annotation, molecular function: metal ion binding. Lineage: Eukaryota; Fungi; Basidiomycota; Agaricomycetes; Polyporales; Polyporaceae. Bases 142 to 1260 code for a protein of 372 amino acids. The transcript is spliced from 4 exons.